AAGAAAAUUAAUCCAAGUGUACGUCUACCAUCCUCUAGGCUCUAGGCUAGCCAUAUGGGUAUUACUACUGCAAGUGAAGCACAAGGAGAGCAUCAAGAGACAGCAUGUCUCCUUACAAAUUCUGAUUCAUCCGAUGUCGAUAGCUCUCGGGAACUCUCUAAAAGAACAGGGACGCUGUGGACUGCAACGGCGCACAUAAUAACGGGAGUAAUAGGGGCAGGAGUGCUGUCUCUUGCAUGGAGCACAGCCCAGCUGGGAUGGAUUGCAGGUCCGCUCUCCAUCAUCAUCUUUGCUCUCAUAACCCUUCUUUCCACCCUCUUCCUCUGCGACUGCUACACCCCCACCUCCCCCGAUGCUGAUGCUGAAUUUGGUCGUCCUAUCAGAAUUCCUUCCCUCACUGAAGCCGUCAAAUUCUACUUGGGAGAGAAGAGGCGACGGAUAUGUGUACUUUUCGCGGUAGAGAGUUUAUGUGGCUCUGGUAUUGCAUAUACCAUCACGGCAACUGAAAGUGUUAGUGCAAUACAGAAGUCAAACUGCUACCACAGAGAAGGGCACCAUGCCAACUGCGGGCAUGAUAAUUCUACUUUCAUGCUAAUGUUUGGGGCGGUUCAAAUUGUAAUGUCUCAGAUACCAAAUUUCCAUAACAUGACUUGGCUGUCUGUCAUUGCCGCUGUUAUGUCCUCCUGCUAUGCUUUCAUUGGAUUAGCACUUGGCCUCGCAAAAGUUAUUGAAAACGGGAAGUUCUUGGGCAGCAUUAGUGGAGUUCCAGCUGAUAGCCUGGCGGAAAAGUUAUGGUCAGUUUUUCAGGCGCUUGGAGACAUAGCUUUUGCCUAUCCCUAUUCAGUGAUUGUUCUGGAGAUACAGGACACUUUGAAGUCACCCCCACCUGAAAGCCAGACGAUGAAAAGGGCCUCAACGGCUUCGAUCAUCAUUACCACUUUCUUCUAUCUCUCUUGCGGAUGCUUUGGAUAUGCAGCAUUUGGAGACAAAACGCCAGGAAACCUCUUGACAGGAUUUGGCUUCUACGAGCCGUAUUGGCUUGUUGACUUCGCGAACGCUUGCAUUAUUUUGCACCUCGUUGGAGGGUUUCAGGUAUACAGCCAACCUAUAUUUGCACUAGUUGAAAAAUGGUUCAACACAAAAUUCCCAGACAGUGCAAGUGCAAACAAUUUGGAUGUGAAGCUCCCAUUUUUGCCGGCUUUUCAGUUGAAUAUCUUCAGGCUAUGGUUCCGAACGGUGUAUGUGGCAUCCGUCACUGGAAUAGCAAUGCUAUUUCCUUACUUCAAUCAAGUCUUGGGAUUGCUGGGAGCCUUGAACUUUUGGUCUCUGGGCAUUUACUUCCCCGUGGAAAUGUACAUCGUGCGAAGAAAUAUUGGCGCUUGGACCAGAAAAUGGAUUGUUCUUGAGGUUUUCAGCUGCUUGUGCUUGGUCAUUUCAAUAGUGGGCUUGAUUGGGUCAGUGCAAGGACUCAUAAGUGCUAAACUAAGCUGAAAGCAUACCACACUACUAAUAUACUGCUCCUACUAAAAAGGCCCACACCUUUUCCCCUUUGGUUCAUUUAUGUUUCUUCUUCUUCUUUUUUUUUUUUUUUGAAAUUCUGAAUGUAAAUUUAAAGAGCAGCAUUAGGUUAGGAUGAAAUUGUCUGUUCUGUGACGUCAUCUACCAAUAAUAGACAAGAAAAUAGUG
This is a messenger RNA of Coffea eugenioides, 1686 nucleotides long. Its product is annotated as probable amino acid permease 7. Lineage: Eukaryota; Viridiplantae; Streptophyta; Magnoliopsida; Gentianales; Rubiaceae. Gene Ontology annotation, cellular component: plasma membrane. The record is from RefSeq and is a predicted model, not a curated record. The transcript has 7 exons. Bases 55 to 1491 code for a protein of 478 amino acids.